AUGGCUGCCGAGCUCGCCAACGAGCGCGGCGACGCUCGCCAGGCGGCAGCGGUGAAGGCCUUCGAGGCCCUAGGGAUAUGCACGCAGCUGGCUGAGUCUGCAGCGGGACUGGGGUGGAAGGAGCCGUCCGAAAUCCAGACCCAGGCUGUCCCACUCGUCCUGAAAGGCCAGGACGUCAUCGGACUGGCGCAGACCGGGUCUGGGAAGACAGGGGCCUUUGCCCUGCCCAUCCUCCAGCAAUUGCUGGACACGCCGCAGCCCUUCUUUGCACUGGUCCUGUCCCCCACCCGCGAGCUGGCCAUCCAGAUCUCCGAGCAGUUUGAGGCCCUGGGCGCCGGCAUCGGGGUGCGGGCUGCGGUGCUGGUUGGCGGCAUCGACAUGAUGGCGCAGGCCAUCGCCCUCGCCCGGCGCCCGCAUGUGGUGGUGGGCACGCCUGGGCGGGUGGUUGACCACCUGACAAACACCAAGGGCUUCUCCCUGCGGGCGCUGAAGCACCUGGUGCUGGACGAAGCCGACCGCCUGCUCAACAUGGACUUUGAGCAGGAGAUCGACACCAUCCUGAAGGCCAUCCCGAGGCUUUUCUCCGCCACGAUGACCAGCAAGGUGGCAAAGCUGCAGCGCGCCUGCCUGCGCAACCCCGUCAAGGUGGAGGUGGCGGCCAAGAACACCACGGUCGCCACCCUACGCCAGGAAUACAUGUUUGUGCCGGCCAAGUAUAAGGACUGCUACCUCGUCUUCCUCCUCACAGAGCUUGCCGGCGCGAGCACCAUCAUCUUCACGCGGACCUGCGACACCACGCGGCGCAUCGCGCUGAUGCUGCGCAACCUGGGCUUCGGCGGCGUGCCCAUCCACGGCCAGAUGAGCCAGCCCAAGCGCCUGGCGGCCAUGAACAAGUUCAAGGCCGGGGAGCGGAGCAUCCUGGUGGCCACGGACGUGGCAUCCCGCGGCCUGGACAUCCCCUCCGUCGACUUUGUGCUCAACUACGACGUCCCCGUCAACGGUAAGGACUACGUGCACCGUGUGGGGCGCACCGCCCGUGCAGGUCGCUCCGGGCGCGCCGUCACCCUGGUCACGCAGUACGACGUGGAGCUGUACCAGAAGAUCGAGGCGCUGAUCGACAUGAAGCUGGAGGCCUACCCCGCGGAGCAGGAGGCGGUGCUGGUGCUGCUGGAGCGUGUGAGCGAGGCCCAGCGCAUCGCCACCAUGCAGAUGAAGGAGACCGACUCGCGUAAGCGCGGCCGCAAGUCGGCGGUGGACGACGACGAGCGCGACGCUGAGGGCGGGGCGCGUGGCGGCAAGUCCCCUCCCCGCAAGCGCUGA
Molecule: messenger RNA, 1320 nt
Organism: Auxenochlorella protothecoides
Lineage: Eukaryota; Viridiplantae; Chlorophyta; Trebouxiophyceae; Chlorellales; Chlorellaceae
Product: putative ATP-dependent RNA helicase DDX47
Exons: 7
Coding region: 1-1320 (439 amino acids)
Molecular function (GO): nucleic acid binding; ATP binding
Source: RefSeq, a predicted model, not a curated record